Symbiodinium pilosum is the source of this 813-nucleotide messenger RNA. The record is from the annotation of a GenBank genome assembly. NCBI's taxonomy places the organism in Eukaryota, Dinophyceae, Suessiales, Symbiodiniaceae.
AUGGAGCCCUUGCUGGGGCCUCUGGCUUCCUUGGUCAACCCACUCUCAGUCUCUUUUCCGAUGUGGUUGGCCUGCGUCGCGAUGAAGGAGAUUGGCUUACAAGCAGCUGACCUUGGCGUGACCUGGGCAUGCCGUUUUCUGAAGGAGCUGCCAAGUCGAACUGGUCAAAGAGUACUGUACAAGAACCAGUUGGAUCACAAGGAUAUGAUGUUCCUCUCCAUAAAUUCUGUCAUCGAGGCUGUUUUCAGCUGCCACAUCCUCAAGAUGAUGUGGACUUCACCUUUGGUUGUUCGCAGCUGGAGCUCCUUCACCAUUUUGACUGGACCUCUGGCCUUACUGUUGAUCGUUCUUCUCAAUGACAUGCUUUAUGCUCCAGCCCAUCGCUUGCUACAUCAUCCAUCCGUGUACCCCUACAUUCACAAGCACCAUCAUCGAUCAGUGUAUCCCACACGCGGCAACAUCGAUGCUCGCAACGAGCACCCAGUGGAGCAGCUGAUUGCAAUGGCUUUAUGGAUGACAGCAGUGCACAUCUCCGCCUACACGGUGGGUUUGCACGCUGCGGCGUUGGGUACCCAUCUUGCCCUCAUGACCACCGGCGCGUCUCUAAACCAUGCGGGAUAUGACUUCGAAAUCCGCUUUCUAGGUGUAGACUGGUAUUCCACUGGCGCGCAUGAGAUGCAUCACCGUCGACCCGACAAAAAUUUUGGACAGUUCACGAUGCUUUGGGACAAACUCAUGGGAACGUAUAUUCCCUACUUGCACGACGAGGGGGCGGAACCAAAGAAAAGCGAGCAGGAACAGAAGUGUGAUUAG